ACUGGCGGGUCUCUUUGCGUUCUCAUUAUUGGGUGGAUAUCGUUUGGUAAGUAUGCUUCCUCUGGUGUGAGGGUCAGUACCAAGCUACCUCCAGCAGCCACGGACAGAUGUUUCCUAAGCAACGCCACAUUUUCCGAAAAUACCACCUUAUACACGACCUUACCUUAUUAUAACUCGUCCGUACAGUUUGAUCCGAACAUCUCCAUGACGACAGUGACGCCUUUGGAUAUGGUUGGACCACAAGGUAUUGAUGUCCUGUAUUCCUUGUCCUACAAAUGGCUGGGAGCAACCGGUAUCCUCAUAGUCAUUAUCACGGGCUCCAUCGUCAGCCGUCUCAGUGCUCCAGUUCCCGUGGAUCCAAGCUUAGUGAUACCUCUGUGUGACUUGCUGUGCUGUUGUUUACCCGAAAAAGUCAGAUCCAUGUUCAGAUGUGGCAUCGAAAGUCAAAACAGGAAUUAUGACAUCACCGCAGACAGAGAAAAUUUAGAUGAGGAAGGAAAACGCUUGAAUGAAGAAAUAACCAGUACCCAACUACAUUCCGAAGAAACCGAACCAACCGACUCAAAGAAUACCGCAGAUAAAUCGGAUACACUGUUAGCAGUAUCUACCUGA
Messenger RNA from Pecten maximus, 612 nucleotides. Its product is annotated as sodium-coupled monocarboxylate transporter 2-like. Bases 205 to 612 code for a protein of 135 amino acids. The record is from RefSeq and is a predicted model, not a curated record. The transcript is spliced from 4 exons. Lineage: Eukaryota; Metazoa; Mollusca; Bivalvia; Pectinida; Pectinidae.